This is a messenger RNA of Ictidomys tridecemlineatus (thirteen-lined ground squirrel), 339 nucleotides long. The record is from RefSeq and is a predicted model, not a curated record. Lineage: Eukaryota; Metazoa; Chordata; Mammalia; Rodentia; Sciuridae.
CUCCAUAGUAGCUGGGAUUACAGGCAGUUGCAACAGUACAGAAUGGCUGACCUCAGUCUUGCAGAUGCAUUAACAGAGCCACCUCCAGAAAUUGAGGAAGAGAUAAAGCGGGACUUCAUUGCCACAUUGGAGUCAGAGGCUUUUGAGGAUGUUGUGGGAGAAACUGUUGGAAAAACAGACUAUAUUCCUCUCCUGGAUGUGGACGAGAAAACUGAGAACUCUGAGUCAAAGAAGAAACCAUGCUCAGAUACUAGCCAGAUUGAAGGUAAGUAUUUAAGGCAAACUGAAAAUAUAUAUGUUCAGAAAGUAAAUUGGAGUUUAUGAUUUGGGUCAUAAUCU